This is a messenger RNA of Megachile rotundata (alfalfa leafcutting bee), 4080 nucleotides long. RefSeq lists its product as uncharacterized. The record is from RefSeq and is a predicted model, not a curated record. Lineage: Eukaryota; Metazoa; Arthropoda; Insecta; Hymenoptera; Megachilidae. Gene Ontology annotation, molecular function: RNA binding.
CAUCCGAAUGUACUUCGUAAACACUUGAUUGUUGAGGACUCGUUCCCCGUUUAAUUCGAAUCCUUCGACUCGGUUGCAGAUCCUUAAACGUCGAAAAUGAGCGUGAUAAUUAGACUACAGAACUUGGCAUGGUCCGCCAACGCUUUGGACAUUCGCCAAUUUUUCAGAGGCUUGAGCAUACCGGAAGGAGGGGUGCAUAUCGUCGGUGGUGAGCUGGGAGAUGCGUUCAUAGCUUUCAGCACCGACGAGGACGCCCGUCAGGCGAUGAUGCACGACGGCGGCAAGAUCAAGGAGAUGAAGAUCAAGCUGCUGCUGAGUUCCCGGACGGAGAUGCAGAAGGUGAUAGAGGCUGCGAGACAGCAGACACUGAGUCUGCAGUCGUUCAUGCAAUCCACCCCAGUAGCGGUAGCGGCGGUGGUGCAGAAACCGGGAUCUCCCAGCGACAGAAGGGACAAGGAGAAGGACAACGAUAGCGAGUCGAGCAAGGAUCGCAAGGACAGGAGGGACAGGUCGCGCUCCAGGGACAGGUCCCGGUCCCGGGACCGCGACAGGGACCGAGACAGAGACAGGCGAGACAGGGACAGAGGUCGGGAUCGUAGACGUCGAGACAGAAGCAGAUCUCGAGACAGAGAGCGAGACAGGAGAGACAGACGUCGUCGUCGCGAUCGGUCCAGGUCCCGAGACCGCACCCGGUCCAGGGACAGGGAUACCAAGCGUAGUUCCACGGGGGAACGUCGGAAGGAUGCGAACGACGACGACGCGAACGACGUGGUCUGCGUGGGGCAGUUUCAUAAAGACAAGCCGGUGACCAGCGCGAAGAAGCCGCUGGAGAACGGCAUCUGGGAGGUUCCUCCUCAAACGCAGAUGCAAGCUAUGUUGGCACCUGGGAUACUGGGUGCUGGGGUGGCUGCCUUGUCGCAGGACGGCGAGCAACGUUCCAUGAUGAUCAGCAGCCCUGUGAUGGGACACCCGUCGCUGCUUCAGCAGAACCAGUUCCCCAUAAACGGGAUAAACAGCGUCGGGCUGAUGCAGUCGCACGUGCAGACGCUCGGACACACCGUGGGCAUGAGUCCCUUGUCCCAGAACAUAGCUAACUCGAGCCUGCCCAAUCUGACCACCGGAGUGACCACUUUGAACCGGUCCAAGGAGCCCUGGAACCAGAACGACCAGAGCAGAAUGGACCAGGUCAGGUUCCCCGGUAGAUCCGGUCAAUUCGGUACAGACAUGUACGGCUCCAACGGCUCGAUCAACUACAGACCCGGGAUCAGACCCAAUAAUCCCUUCAUGAGCAAGGUGCAAGAGCUGGAGGGCCGUCGCAACCCGCAUGCUUUUCAAGCGAACAGCUCACAGUUCGGAUUCGAUAAUGAUAGACAAGCGAGUCGCGCCGCUACGGGCAACUCGAGGUUCUCCAACGAGAGCAAGAGCGGUAGCGGGACCGGGCAUUGCGUGGAGGUUCGCAACAUGCCGCUGAGCGCGACGUACAACGACGUGCGACACGCUUUUCAGGGUAUUUAUAUAAGGAAGGACGGACUGAAGUUAAUCAACGACAAUCACGGGAACCGGGUCGGUAUCGCUUAUGUCAAGUUCAGCAAGGCCGAAGGGAAGGAGCUCGCGCUGAGCACACCGAGAUACGUCCGGGGUUCCGAGGUAGAGGUGCUGCACCUGGACGAGAGUAUCUUCGACAAAGCGGUGGACUCCUACUCGCCCGAGAAAGAGAGAGACCGAAGCGAGGACGGAGUCGAAGAUGUGAGGUCAUCCGCUUGUAUACUGUUAACAGACCUACCGUCCUUCACCAAGGAAAUGGACAUCGCGAAGCUGUUCCACGACUGGAAGAUCAACGACCUGUUCAUCACCAGCAGCAAGGAGUCCGGCAGCGCCCAGUACAUGGCCUACGUGCAGUUCGCUAGAAUAGAGGACGCGAAGGCGUCCGUCAACGCGUCGCUGAAGAUAGGCAACAAACCUGUAACCGCUACAGCGAUCACCGAGGAGAAGUUCGCGCAAGCGAAACGCGACCACGAGCAGGCCAGCAUGAACCAGACCGCCAGCUCGGAUUGCGUGAUCAUGCGAGGUCUUCCGUUCCAGACGAUCGACCGCGACAUCCUGGACUUCUUCUCGGACAUCGGCAUCGUGCCCCACCGGAUACACAUGCUGCUCAACCAGAGCGGUAAACCCGCCGGCGAGUGUUUCUGCGAGUUCGACACCACCGACGAGGCCCUCAGGGCUACCGCGAAGAACGGUCUGCCGUUCGGCAAGAACGUGCCCACCAUAGAACUGGUCCCUCGAGCUAAAAUGCUGGAGACGCUCGGCAUGGUGGACCCACAAGCCAUAGAGACGCAGCAGCAGCACUUCCCACCUCUUCAGGAACAACGACCGCGGUUUUCGGGGCCUAUGAAUCAUCUACAUCGCUUCGGCAAUUCUACAUUUGGACCCAGGUGCCCUCCAGGUCCUAUGGGCAUACCGAGACACCUACUGAGUCGACAUCCGGGCUCCAUGGAUUAUGUGGAGGGCUUCGGGAAACCUGGCUGUGUUCUGUCUCUGGAGAAUGUACCUUUCAAGGCGGACAUCAACGAGAUCAUCGAGUUCUUCGGGGAUUUUGACGUGAAACGGGAGAACGUUAUACGUCGUUACAACGAGAGAGGCAUGCCCACGGGCGAUGCCAGGGUGGCGUUCGCGUCGCCCAGCGAGGCACAGAGGGCCCUCAGAGAACUGAAACACUGUAAAAUGAGGGACAGAACGAUAUACAUGAAGCUUGCGUGAACGGAUUCACCCACUGCCUAGAGUGAACGCCUGCCCGAGGAUCGUCGAGACGUCCUUGGUCUGAACCCAAAUCCACGUUGGUGGAUGCAGACUGAUCGGAGAAGCCGAUUAUGCAUGGGAACAAUCGCAACUGCGUCGAGAUCGAAGAGAAACAGAGGAGCAAGAAAUUUGCAAGAACUUUCGUCCAUGAUGUAUUAUACUUGUUUUAUGAGAUGUUCGAUCUUUAGUUUUCUUUUUGUAUAUAGACUUUUUCGAAUAGAUUGUUCUUGGGUUAACAACGACUUGGCGGUCGUGUUUGUACGUACACCGGCGUGGUAGGCUUCCCUCAAGAUAGCGGAGAACGAAAGUUUCGUUGGUUUCGUAGUACGAAUUUUUCAAAUCUAACAUAUUUUUAGAUUUGAGUAUUUGUAAAUUUAGAAAUUGGAACUUUGUGAAUUUAGGAAACUGAGAGUGCGGAGGAAGCCUACUUUUUCAACGAGUGUACAUUAGCACAAUUUUGAAGAAAUUGCUGAUGAAUUAGUAUAAAUUGUUUGCGCGAUUUUGGUACAAAAUCAGCAAUGGCUUAGAGAGAUUUUUACGAGAGGCAAUAUCAAAAUAACUAAUUUCCUCGUUCUUUUUUAUUACUUUGAUUAAGUACGUAAUCGUAUUUUGACAUUCAGUUUCAUUUUUAUUAUUUUAAUGGAAGGAUCUUGAUCGUCGUUGAGCGUGAACGACACUGUAUUUCCAUAUCCAUUGUCUAGUUCUUAAGGUCUGUAAAUAUACUUGUAAAAGCAUCUUCAAUCGCGUUAAAGCCAACUAGAAUUCACUUUCGUUUUUCACUCGAUUAUAUUUUAAAGAGUACAAUAAAAGACUUGAUCGUUACGAGACGAGCAAUUUUAUCAGCCGAUCGUAAAUCGCGAUGUAACUUUUCUGACAGAUUGUGUAUCGUCGAAAUAAAAUUUGAACCGAAAGAGAAUGUGCGAACGUAUCGAAAAAUUGGAGAAUAUUGAUUCCCUAUUUUAUGUGUACAAACAGUACAGAGAUCAAUUUACGUACGAUCUAAAAUCGCUUUCGAACAAAUAAUUCAUCAAGACUAAGUCGUAUUUUCUACCGACAGUUAUGUAUGUAAAUUACAUAUGUCAUGUUUCAUUCAUUUGUAUAUAAGUUAUAUAUAGAUAUAUAUAGACACAUCAAACAAAUACGAUACAAUCUGCAUAGAUGUACAAUAUUUAUACGGCGAAUUUAGCGAUGAAGUUUAGGUGUACUUAAUUGUUCAUUUCGCCGUAUUCUUUCUGUUCAGUAUAAGCACUUGAAGACUUCAAUAAAUUUAUAUUUACAACGACA